Molecule: messenger RNA, 1209 nt
Organism: Ictalurus punctatus (channel catfish)
Lineage: Eukaryota; Metazoa; Chordata; Actinopteri; Siluriformes; Ictaluridae
Gene: myoz1b
Product: myozenin 1b
Cellular component (GO): actin cytoskeleton; Z disc
Molecular function (GO): telethonin binding; actin binding; FATZ binding
Source: RefSeq, marked provisional
AACAGCAGCAACAGUAACGGUUAAGAGAACAUAGAAGCUAGCUACUAAACCCAAGGAUUUGGAUUAAAGUCCUUUGUGGAUUAAAAAAAACAACUUUGGUUGAAAUUUAUUUUCUUCCUACAAGUUUCUUGAGGCUGUAGAGAUGCCCCGCUCAGGAACACCAGCUCCUCCCAACACAAAGAAAAAGCCCUGUAAAAUCAUUACUGACCUUUCCAACAUCACACAAAAUGAGGAAGAAGAAACAGAUGUCACUGAGUUUGACCUCGGAACUAAGAUUAAGACACCUAAGGAAGUGAUGCUGGAGGAGCUGUCUCUGAUGAAAGGCAAAGGCUCUAAGAUGUUCAGAAUGAGGCAGCAGAGAGUGGAUAAGUUCAUUAUCAGUGCUGAGAAUCUGCAAAACCUCCAGAACCUGGCACCUCCUAUAGACUGUGAAAAGAUCCCACCUGAGACCCUCCCAAAACCAAGUCCACCAAAAGUAGAACCUGAGACUGAGAAUGAGAAGAAGAGCUGUGAGUAUGUUAAAACAUAUGUCUCACCAUGGGAACAUGCUAUGAAAGACAAUGAUGAGCUCAAAGCCACCAUGAAGCCACAAAUGCCAGGACCUCAUGUGUACAAGGAUCUGCCCCAAUACAAGAGUUUCAAUAGAACAGCGCUGCCUUUUGGAGGAUUUGACAAGGCUUCUCACUUGCUGACCUUCGAGAUCCCUGAGCUCAAGGCUGCUUCUGAAGAGCCAGAGCAAUUUCCUGUGUUCCAGUGUCACAUCGACUCUCGACCAUCUUUUAACCGUACUCCCAUUGGCUGGGUGUGCAGCGAAGAGCCCAGCUACAUUCCCCUGACCACCCUCGAACCUAUCCCCUUCGAACCAGAGACGGAAGACCUCUGAGAUCCAUGUUCUGCUGAUUCAUGCAGGCUAAUAUCUAGCUCAUGUUAACUUAAAUCAUUAUUGUAGUGUUGAAGAUAUUUGCCAAAUCUCUUGGGUAUUGGCAGCUAUGAAGGCACCAGCCAAUAAAUUUCAACAUUGUAUGGUAAUGUACAAAUGAGAUGUAAAUACAGCUAUUUACUAUACAUAACUGAGCUGCGCCACCUCAUAAUAUAAGUUUGCUUAAAAAUGUGAAAAUAAAAUAAAAAAUCAGGACAUGCCAGAAACCUUGUAAUCAUUGCUGUGAAUGAUCUUUCAAUACAUAAAUAAAAGGAAUGCUAUAAAAUAAA